CCUUCGGCUCCCACCAAUCAGGAGCCGCGCCGGCCAGAAGGGAACGAGGAGGCCGCGCGGCCUUGCCUUUCGCCUCGCCUCGUCCGCGGCUGGGGAGAGACGCCGCCACCGCCGCCAUGGCCGCUCCGCGCUGGGCGCCUCAGGUCUUUCGUUUACUAGGAGGUUUUAGAUCACAAAAACAGGUGACCAGAAGUUUUGGUAGUACUACACAGACGGUAACUUUGAUUCCAGGAGAUGGCAUCGGACCAGAGAUUUCUGCUGCCGUCGUGAAGAUUUUCGAAGCCGCUAACGCUCCUGUGCAGUUUGAAGAGAGAAACGUAUCAGCCAUUCAAGGGCCGGGAGGGAAAUGGAUGAUCCCGCUAGAUGCGAAAGAUUCCAUGGACAAGAACAAAAUAGGACUGAAAGGCCCUUUGAAAACUCCCAUAGCCGCGGGCCACCCGUCGAUGAACCUGCUGCUCCGCAAAACGUUUGACCUCUACGCAAACGUCCGUCCCUGCGUGUCGAUAGAAGGCUACAAAACUCCUUACACAGACGUCGACAUAGUCACAAUACGGGAAAACACGGAAGGCGAAUACAGCGGCAUUGAGCACAUAAUAGUUGAUGGCGUCGUACAGAGCAUCAAGCUCAUCACGGAAGAAGCCAGCCGGCGCAUUGCCAAUUUUGCGUUUGAGUACGCCAAAAACAACCACAGAAGCAAAGUCACGGCUGUUCACAAGGCAAAUAUCAUGCGAAUGUCUGACGGCCUGUUCUUGCAAAAAUGCAGGGAAGCAGCCGAGAACUGUAAAGAUAUCAAGUUUAACGAAAUGUAUCUCGACACAGUGUGUCUCAACAUGGUGCAAGAUCCGAGUCAGUUUGACGUCCUUGUUAUGCCAAACUUAUACGGCGACAUCCUUAGUGAUUUGUGCGCGGGAUUGAUCGGGGGCCUCGGAGUGACGCCGAGCGGCAACAUCGGUUCCAACGGGGUUGCCCUCUUUGAAUCGGUUCAUGGAACCGCUCCAGACAUUGCAGGGAAAGACAUGGCGAACCCGACCGCCCUGCUCCUAAGCGGGGUGAUGAUGCUGCGUCACAUGGGCCUGCAUGAAUACGCCAGGAGAAUAGAGGCCGCCUGCUUCGACACCAUCAAAGACGGAAAGGUCCUGACCAAAGAUUUGGGAGGCAACUCCAAGUGUUCGGACUUCACCGCAGAUAUCUGCCGCAGAGUGAAGGAUAUGGAAUAACGACAAACACUCCCGCCCGAAGUAUUGCAUCAUUUUCACGUGCUCCUGGUGGAUCUUUUUACUCAAAUGCAUUAUCUGUAUGCAGUGUAUAUACGUUGGCUUUUCCUUUCUCUUGGAGGAAGCAAACUUCCUUUCAUUUUUUUUUUGUUUUUUAAGACGGGGCUCUUUGUUAAAUCAGUUCAGUCCAAUUGGAUGUGAUUAUUUUCUCGUGCCUGCUUUUGCCAGACUGCUUUCCAAGAGCUUUUCAUCCGUUUAUUUAUAUGUCGAACAUCCCUCCCGCACAACCCUCUUUUUGUGGAGGGUAGAAAUGAAAUUCCUUUUUUUGGGUACUGGAGGAAACGGUCGGCCACCUCCCCCUUCUGAAAUCUUUCCACUUCCCACUUGCCUUGAGUCUCUAGACAGAAGAGAACACACAACUUUAAAAUGAAUUCGGAUGGGUUAUACUGUCUGUGGCCUCUGUGGAAUUCAGUACGCUCUUUGGCCUUAAAAAUAGCACAAGCGUAUACAUAUUUCCUAAAGCAAAAAUACUUGAAUUAAAAUCUAGGGGAAGCCAGUGUCAACCUUGUGUGUGCUACCAGCACCUGAGGAGUUGGUUUUCAAAAGCUUCAGUAAACCGGGUAAAAUUCUGACUUUUCAAAGAUUGUAUAUAAAAUGCAGGGUAUCUUUAGCACUGUGGCGAUUCCUUAUCCAGAUAGACUCUCUCUUCCUCCCUCUCCACUACAAAUGACUUGUUUCUUGAUCGGACAGUCUCCAGUGCUGACGAGUCUCGCAAACCGAUUCUGUCUGCCACAGAUUGAAAGAGAGGUUGGGGAGAGAGAGGGCUUUUCUAUCUACAGUAAUGUCAGGUUCAUCACCUGCUAUUCCUGAACCCGAAGGCCUUUAGGUGGUGCCGGCUUUCUAUAUCGUUACUCAGUUUACAUUUAUACUGCUCUGUGAUUGACAGUUUUUCAGAACAACCAAAAACGGACAAUGAAUGAGACCGCAGAGUCGGUCCAGGGGAAAAUCAAGCAGGGGGACUUGCAGCUAGGGUGGCUAAAAACGGUCCCUCCGCAUGGUUUUCUGACCUGAACAGCGUCUAGCGCUACAAAAUAGAUCCUGUGAUCUGUCCUCACGCUGUCUUUCCCACCCCUGCAAACGGCAGCUAGUUAGGAAAGCUGACAUUCGCAGCGGGGCCCCGUGCGAAGAAACGUUCUCGUGCGCUGCCACACAUCACGGCUAGUUGCAGCCAGAGAUAGAAGAUGCAGGGUUGUUGUUGUUUUUUCAUUUUAUUUUUCAGGUUAUGCCCGGAAGGCGUCAAAGACCUAAACUUCCUCCCGUGGUGUGUUUCGCGGGGCAGGCGCGUGACGCCGACCCCUUUGAAUCGCUCCGUGGCCCGUUUCUCCAUCACGUGUGCAACACUCACAGUGUUCUCCACGAUUUUGUUCACUGAGCUUCAGGCUUCGCCUGCCUGGGCAGCCACUACUCAAACUACGAAUCCGAGCCGUGCAAACGUCUGCCUUACUACUUGGUGUCUGCACAAUCGAAAUGGCUGAGGGGACUUUAAGAGUUGCAGGGGUGUGGGGUAUCAUUUUUUGGCGGUCGUUGUUCUGCUUCUGCACUGACAAGUCCUCGGUGACUUCCGUUCUCGUGCGCCAAUGCGGGCUGGCUUGAAAGAACGAACUGUCGCUUCCACUGUGUCUUACGUACUGCUGCUGCUUCGUCUCUUUGGAUUGUACUAAGUGGUCGGGGGGAGUUACCGUUGCACACAAAGAGGCGAAAACAAAAUAAAGACCUUACGAAAAUA
Sphaerodactylus townsendi is the source of this 3000-nucleotide messenger RNA. RefSeq names its product isocitrate dehydrogenase (NAD(+)) 3 catalytic subunit alpha (gene IDH3A). The coding region runs from base 117 to 1217 and encodes 366 amino acids. The record is from RefSeq and is a predicted model, not a curated record. Gene Ontology annotation, cellular component: mitochondrion. Gene Ontology annotation, biological process: isocitrate metabolic process; tricarboxylic acid cycle. Gene Ontology annotation, molecular function: isocitrate dehydrogenase (NAD+) activity; NAD binding; magnesium ion binding. The transcript has 11 exons. NCBI's taxonomy places the organism in Eukaryota, Metazoa, Chordata, Lepidosauria, Squamata, Sphaerodactylidae.